CCGGAACUAUGUCAACAUGAAGGCUCUCCUCACCCUGGGGCUCUUCCUGCUUUCUGUCACUGUCCAGGCCAAGGUCUAUGAACGCUGUGAGUUCGCCAGAACUCUGAAAAGCCAUGGAAUGGAUGGCUACUUGGGAAUCAGCCUGGCAAACUCUUUGCUCCAGGAUGACAUCACUCAAGCCAUACAAUGUGCAAAGACAGUUGUGAAGAGUCCAGAAGAUAUGAAAAUAUGGUCAGCUUGGACAAGACACUGUCAACACAAAGAUGUCUCUGAGUACAUUAAAACUGUGGAGUCAAACCGCCCUGUGCCUCCACCUCAGCUCACCCUGUCUCUUUCUCGCCAUAGAAGUAGUUAUGGGAAAGGUCACAUUUCCUCAGCUUCCCCUCCAGACAAGCAGGCUUUUAUCAGAAACAGGAGCAACAUGGAGACUGUUUCCUAAGAGGCUUAAUGCUGACUAAUGUGUUCGCUGUUUUAUGGAAAGCCUCCAUUUUUCAGUUAGCCAAUGGGACAGAUGCUGGUGACAGUGAUCUAGCAUUGAGUGUCACACACGUCUCUGUACAUCAGCUCUUGACCUAUGAAGUAAUUCACAUUAAGUUUCACCAGAAUUAAUCUUCAUCUCCACCAAGGUUGGAUAGACAUACAGCAGAUAUGUAAGGAGACAGUAGAUCUUGGAUAAAAUGGCAGCUGUGUUAGCUCCCUGGCCUUGUGUGGGCUCAGCACCCAGACAGUAAAGAACAGCCACUGUGUGGGGCAAGGUGGGUUUUUCAGGAUUUAUGGUUAGAACAAGAUUCUGAGUGGAUAGAGUGAGACUUCUCAACUCAGAAACUUGUCAUGAAACAUGUGACUGUAGCCGAAGAUUUCUCUAGUCCUGCCUGGCCCACGGUCAGGACAAAUCUCUCUCACCUGCCAGUUCUGCAGCUGCUCAGACCCAACCGACUAAACACACAGAGACUUAUAUUGUUUACAAACUGUAUGGUCGUGGUAGGCUUCUUGUUAUCUAGUUCUUUUAUCUUAAAUUUACCCAUUUCUACUAAUCUAUGCCAUGGCUUGUGCCUUGCCGGUACUUGACAUCUUGCUCCUCAUCGUGGCAGCUGGCAGCAUCUCCUCCACUCUGCCUUACUCUUCCCCCAGUUUUUCUCUCUGCUAGUCCCACCUAUACUUCCUGCCUGGUUACUGUACAAUCAGUGUUUUAUUUAUCAAUCAAUCACAGCCACAUAUAUUCACAACAUACAGGACAUCCUACAGCAUGUGACCUCUCAGGUAAUAUCUUCUUAGAGCGGGCCCUUUUACACUGCAUAAAAAGUAAAUUCUCGGGCUGGAGAGAUGGCUCAGUGGUUAAGAGCCCUGGUUGCACUUCCAGAGGUCCCGAGUUCAAUUCCCAGCAACCACAACGGUGGCUAUGAGAUCUGGUGCCCUCUUCUGGCCUGCAAGCAUAUAUGUAGGCAGAACACUGUGCAUAAUAAAUAAAUAAAUCUAAAAAAAAAUAAAAGGUAAAUUCUCAACUCACCUGUCAGUCUUUGUUAAGCCUUGAGAGAAUGGCCUCUAGUUGACCACGAAGUAUUCAGGACAGAUUAGUGAUUGUGCUAACUCUUAACUUUCUUAAAGUAGCUCCAUGCAUAUCAACUAACUCUGAGACAAAUGAGCAAAACUAAGCACAU
Messenger RNA from Peromyscus maniculatus bairdii (prairie deer mouse), 1658 nucleotides. NCBI's taxonomy places the organism in Eukaryota, Metazoa, Chordata, Mammalia, Rodentia, Cricetidae. The record is from RefSeq and is a predicted model, not a curated record.